Molecule: messenger RNA, 2355 nt
Organism: Linderina pennispora
Lineage: Eukaryota; Fungi; Kickxellomycota; Kickxellomycetes; Kickxellales; Kickxellaceae
Exons: 5
Coding region: 26-1903 (625 amino acids)
Source: RefSeq, a predicted model, not a curated record
CCACACUCUUCGAAUUCUUGCAUUCAUGUCGGGCUUUGGACACCUAGACAAGCGUACACUCGUUAGAGUAUUUGCAAUCUACCUCAACUCUAUUGGAGAUCUUCAGAAAAAUGGAAUCCUCCGCUACUAUGUGACGGUAUAUCUCAGCAGAAGCCUCCUUGGAAACGCAAUAUACAUCUUCUGCUAUUGCCCCUGGCCGAAUCUCCCCUAUAGAUUUAUGAAGACCUCCUCGACCAGCAGACUUCUGAGAAAAGGCAAAUAUUUCCAAUAUAGCCUGAGCGACGUAAAACUGUGGAGAACAAACAUUCCGUAUAUUGUCAAUGCUGGCCUCUAUUCCAAAGUCGACCGGGUUUACAUCUGGGCAAUGGGGUGCUCUAUUAGUUUGAGUUUUGGCAAAGGAGCCUGGCACUCAGUUUCUGAUCUACACAUUAUUGAAACUCCCCCUCCUCAACCAUCCUCAGCUUCCAUUCAGAGCGAAGCUUCAGAUAUGGACACUCUAACAAACGACACUUUCACAUAUAUCACACAGCAUCUCCAAAGUAUUUCCUCGCUUGCUUAUGAUUCAACUAGUGCCAAUCUUGUCCUGCCAUCAUUUGAGCCAUACAGCUUUUCACAUACCUCAUUUGCGCCUUAUCUUUCAGCUCUCUAUAUGAAUCUUCAAGGAAGAAGCCUUUCUUCUCUUCCAAAAGUUUUUGCACCCUCUCUUGUCAAGCUGACAAUUUUCAGUCUUGAGCUAGACUUUACAUGGGACAUCUUUCAAGGCGCCCUUCCAAGGAUGGUGAUCUUUGAAAACCUAACUCAGUUGAAGGUAUACUUCAAAAAAUCGACCAAACUGCCUGUUCAACCAGCAUAUAACGGCAAUACGGAAGUGGGGUUUCCCAAGCUUCGUGCCCUGCAUUUCGUGAAUCACCCUUAUACCAGCACUUGCCUUUCCUCCAUUUUUAAAGACUCGCCGGUCGAUGAGCUAGUCAUUUCUUUCUUUUUCGAAAAACUGGAUGCAUUCGAUGCUCCACUCCUCUUAAACAAACCCCGAAUCACGCUCUGGGUCUCCACCUACACUGGUACUGCUGAGGAAAACAGCUUCGUCAGAAAUCAAUCCACUACUCGCUAUGCUGAAGUGGUUAUCCCAACCAGCCUUCCAGUCCGGCUUCCAAUGUACCCUCGAUGGACAAAACUCGAGAAGCUCUUCCUUCGGUUCCCAGUGUAUCUUUCUGAACUCGUUCGUAUAUUGCCGCAGCUACCACUCCUUCGCUGGCUAGUUGUUGGAGCAAUUUAUCGCUCUGCACCAGAUUCACUUUCCAGUAUGCCUGGCUCUCAUAUCUGGAGCACUAGCAUCAGGGUGCUGUGUCUGUUUUCCAGUAUAACAGCAGUUCCAACUAUCCCAGAUUUCGGCUCUAUGUGCAUUCUUGUCUCCGGCCUGCCAUCGCUUCAGAGGCUACUUGUCCCAGAUGGGAUGCUCAGCGAUGUACGAGCGAGGUUAGCGAAACAAGGGCUGGCCCGAUAUAUGGAUAAAUCUGCAUCCAAACUACACAAGCUGGUGCGACAGUUGCGCACAGAUUUGGCUCAUUUAUUGCUAAUGAGAGACUCAAAGAUGGUCACCGAGAAUGGCUAUUAUCGAUAUCCUAAACGCACGAACUCGGAGUUAAAUAUCACGCAGAGGCUUAUGUGGAAACUCUAUACGCAGCCCUUUAAACGUCGCAGGGCGCUAAUCCCAACAAUUAGACGUUGUCAGCGGAGCCUGUUCAUAGACACUAAGGAAGGAGGGCAUGGGGUAGUGGAGUUUGACCCAUCCAAGGCCAUGUCGUUUUUGGAUGAGUUUCCUGUGCUAGAAUACUCUGUGGAUUUUGUACCAGUGUCUGCAACUCUCUUCUGGCUGGCUCGGCAUCAGCAGGUUUGGCAAUAAAUCCUUGAUUGCAAACCAGCUAAUAAUAUCACUGUGUACGCUACAAGAUUUGGUCAGCGGCAAUGUGGCAAACACCCUCUCCAUGACUUCCUAAUCCCUGGGUGUUGGUCGUUGGCAUGGGCUGGGGCUCCUUGGUCAUCAAGCAGGGCUGCAUCAUGCUUGGUGGUACUGACCCGAAGAACUCGGGCACAGGCACCAUAUGGAGCGACUUCUGUCCACUUCAAAUCCUGAGCGCUUCAAAAAAUGCAGCAUCAGCAGGGUCGCGGCCCAGGAAGGCGCGGAGCGAAUCGGCAGCAUCGCGGGUGGCACCAGGCUCAAGGAUCUCGCGACGGUAGUCCCUGCCAGUCUGUGGGUUGUCGAUUCCCUCCUUGGCAAAGCGCGCAGCAAACAUGUCGGCAGAGAACACCAUGCCCCACAUGUAUACAUAGAACUUGGCGUCAUAUCCACACAUC